Messenger RNA from Lotus japonicus, 3457 nucleotides. Its product is annotated as probable LRR receptor-like serine/threonine-protein kinase At1g56140. Gene Ontology annotation, molecular function: protein kinase activity; ATP binding; protein binding. The transcript has 24 exons. Gene Ontology annotation, biological process: protein phosphorylation. The record is from RefSeq and is a predicted model, not a curated record. NCBI's taxonomy places the organism in Eukaryota, Viridiplantae, Streptophyta, Magnoliopsida, Fabales, Fabaceae. Bases 160 to 3252 code for a protein of 1030 amino acids.
UUAACUUAUAUAAUUACCUACUGAUUUUGGUCAGAGACGCCAACUCUGGCUCUCCGUUUAAUAUUCUGCAAAAUCACAGGGUCCAAUUUUCUGUGUAACUUUGUUGCUUCACAAGUUUGUAAGCUGGGGUUGGUUUAAUCAGAACUUCAGAACUUCAUCAUGCAACGGUGUUGUCUACCACAGAUUUUCACUCUCGCACUUGUUGCUGCUCUUUGUGUUAACGUUGCACAAGCUCAAGAUGGAAACGCUACUACAGAUCCUUCAGAAGCAAGAGUUUUGAAUUCAAUCUUCAGCAAAUGGAGCAUUUCAGCAAACCAAGAUCAGUGGAAUAUAAGCGGUGAACUAUGCAGUGGAAAUGCCAUUGAUAGCUCCACCAAAAUCGAUGACACCGCUUACAACCCCUUCAUCAAAUGCGAUUGUUCCUACGACAACAAAACCACUUGCCACAUAACAGCACUGAAAGUUUAUGCAGUGGACGUGGUUGGAGAAAUUCCUGAAGAGCUAUGGACUCUUACUUACCUCACCAAUUUGAAUCUUGGCCAGAAUUACUUGACAGGUUCUCUACCUCCAGCUAUUGGAAAUCUGACUCGCAUGCAAUACAUGACCUUUGGCAUCAAUGCUUUAUCAGGGGAGCUUCCCAAGGAAUUGGGAAAUCUUGCAGACUUAAGAUUAUUCGCUUGUGGAUCAAACAACUUAUCAGGAUCUUUUCCAUCUGAACUGGGGGAUCUGGUAAAAUUAGAACAAAUCUACGCUGAUAGUUCAGGAAUUAGUGGUCCAAUUCCUCCCUCAUUUGCAAAGCUUAAAAAUAUGCAGCAAUUUGCGGCUUCAGACACGGAACUCACAGGCAAUAUACCUGACUUCAUAGGGAAUUGGUCUAAGCUUCAAACCUUGAGGUUUCAGGGUAAUUCUUUUGAAGGUCGAAUACCGUCAUCAUUUUCCAAUUUGACUUCUUUAACAGAGUUGAGAAUAAGUGGUUUAUCUAAUGGGAGCUCCUCACUGGAAUUCUUACGGAAUAUGAAGUCUUUAACUAUCUUAGAUCUGAGGAAUAACAAUAUUUCUGGUUCAAUUCCAUCCACCAUUGGUGAAUUACGAAAUUUGACCCAGCUGGAUCUAAGCUUCAAUAACAUAUCAGGACAAAUUCCUGGAUCAAUUUUCAACUUGAGUUCGCUCUCUUACUUGUUUCUUGGAAAUAACAAACUUAAUGGCACAGUCCCUACGCAGAAAAGCUCAUCUCUUCGCAAUAUAGACUUGUCAUACAAUGACCUAGCAGGGAGCUUCCCCUCUUGGGUAAACGAACAAAAUUUACAGCUGAACUUAGUGGCAAACAACUUCACAAUUGAAAAUUCAAAUAGCAGCGGUUUGCCUACUGGGCUUAACUGUCUCCAGAAAAAUUUUCCUUGCAAUAGUGGUGCCGGAAGAUAUUCCGAUUUCGCCAUCAAGUGUGGUGGUCCCCAAAUUACAUCCGUAGAUGGAACUGUGUAUCAAAUGGAUAAUGAUACACUUGGUCCUGCUAAAUAUUUUGUUACUGAUACAGAUAGAUGGGCCGUUAGUAAUGUUGGGUUAUUUACUGGGAGCAAUAAUCCUCUAUACAAAAGUUUUGUGUCUAAUCAGUUCACCGGUACUUUGGACUCAGAGCUCUUCCAAACUGCUCGGCUCUCUGCAUCAUCACUAAGAUAUUAUGGCAUGGGGCUGGAAAAUGGAUUUUACAAUGUCACCCUCCAAUUUGCAGAAACAGCUAUUCUGGAUUCUACCACGUCCACAUGGAAAAGCCUUGGGAGACGAGUUUUUGAUAUUUAUAUCCAGGGUACUCGUGUUUUGAAGGAUUUUGACAUACAAAAGGAAGCUGGGGGCGUCUCGUACAGAGCUGUCCUCAAGCAAUUCAGGUCUGAAGUGAAAGAAAACUAUCUUGAGAUCCAUCUCUUUUGGGCUGGAAAAGGGACUUGCUGCAUACCUGGUCAAGGUACAUAUGGGCCCUUGAUUCAAGCCAUCAGUGCUAUCCCAGAUUUCAUCCCAACUGUCAGUAACAAACCUCCAAGCAGUGGAAAUAGUAAAACUGGUCUAAUCGUUGGUAUUGUUGUGGGUGUUGGAGUUGUAAGCUUUCUGUCAGUUUUUGCUGUUUUCUAUUUCAUUCAGAGAAGAAAGCGCCUUCUUGAUGAUGAAGAUCUUUUAGGUAUGGAUACAAAGCCAUACACUUUUAGCUAUUCUGAGUUAAAGAAUGCUACAAAUGACUUCAAUAUUGACAACAAGCUUGGAGAAGGAGGUUUUGGACCUGUUUAUAAGGGGAUACUCAAUGAUGGAACAGUUAUUGCUGUGAAACAACUAUCACUAGGAUCCCAUCAAGGAAAGAGUCAGUUCAUAGCUGAGAUUGCGACAAUAUCUGCUGUACAACAUCGUAAUCUUGUCAAAUUAUAUGGAUGUUGCAUUGAAGGGAGUAAAAGACUUCUUGUCUACGAGUAUCUAGAAAAUAAGAGUCUUGAUCAAGCAUUAUUUGGAAAAGCAUUAUCCCUCAACUGGUCCACGCGCUACGAUAUCUGCUUGGGUGUUGCACGAGGUUUAACUUAUUUACAUGAAGAGUCACGACUCCGUAUUGUACACCGUGAUGUGAAGGCUAGCAAUAUUCUUCUUGAUCAUGAGCUGGUCCCGAAAUUAUCUGAUUUUGGUUUGGCCAAAUUAUAUGAUGAUAAAAAGACUCAUAUAAGCACUCGUGUGGCUGGGACAAUUGGAUAUCUUGCGCCGGAGUAUGCCAUGCGUGGACACCUUACCGAGAAAGCAGAUGUUUUUUCCUUCGGGGUUAUGGCUCUAGAGUUAGUUAGUGGGAGGCCAAAUUCUGAUGCAAGUUUGGAAGGAGAGAAGAUGUAUCUUCUGGAAUGGGCUUGGAAGCUUCAUGAAAACAACAACGUAACUGAUCUGGUAGAUCCUGGACUCUCCGAAUUCAACAAGGAAGAAGCAAGACGCGUUGUGGGAAUAGCACUUUUGUGCACUCAAACAUCGCCAACUUUGCGGCCAUCAAUGUCGCGUGUGGUGGCAAUGCUUUCAGGAGAUAUUGAAGUGAGCGCUGUAACUUCAAGGCCUGGAUACCUGACCGACUGGAAAUUCGAUGAUGUGUCCAGUUUUAUGACUGACAUUGCAACCAAAGGAACAGAUGCAAGUUAUUACAAUUCAACAGCAAGUACCAGCGUGGUUGGUGGUGCAGGCUUUUCACCAAUAGAUCCUUCUACAUCUAUGCUUCAUGAUUUGAAUGAGGGUAGGUGAGAAUUGUGUGUAUUCUUUAGUGUUCUUGACAGAGUGUACAAUAUGAUGAGUGCUUCAAAUAUUUUUGUUUCCUUUUUUUAGUUUUAAUUUUCCAUCUUCUUUUGACCUUUAUUGAAUUGUAAAUGUCACCUGAUUUUGUAAUGUAAGUAAAUAUCUGUUACUUUGCAUUUUAAUUUAUAAGGUUGCAUGGAUUGUUACCAUCAAA